Messenger RNA from Puccinia graminis f. sp. tritici CRL 75-36-700-3, 1525 nucleotides. RefSeq lists its product as uncharacterized. Bases 29 to 1525 code for a protein of 498 amino acids. Gene Ontology annotation, molecular function: protein binding. The transcript has 11 exons. The record is from RefSeq and is a predicted model, not a curated record. NCBI's taxonomy places the organism in Eukaryota, Fungi, Basidiomycota, Pucciniomycetes, Pucciniales, Pucciniaceae.
CCAUCUUUCCCGACAAAAAUUCCAAAUCAUGGACUCCGAUCGUUAUUUCGUUGGGGAGCGCGUCAUUCUGGAUGAACGUCACUUGGGAACCGUGCGAUUCUGUGGACCUGUCGAAGGAGAAGACCAAGGCCAGACUUGGCUGGGCAUCGAAUGGGAUGACCCGACUCGUGGCAAACACAGUGGACAAUUCAAAGAUGGUCCUGUGCUAUUCCAACCAUUAAUUCCGAACUCAGGAACCUUCAUGAAACCUUCGAAGAGGCUGGGGACCGGACGGUCGUUCCUAGCUGCCCUGAAAGAGAAAUACUUGGAUGAGCACUUGCUCAAUGCAAACAAAUCUAACAUCCGGACGGAAGAAGACAGUAUGCGCAAAGUUGCUCUGCGCUUUUCUCAAUUAGAUCGACUGCGAUUGAUUGGCCUCGAGUCAUCAAAGAUCAAUCGAGCCGGAAAUGAGUUGGAAAUUAGGGAACUUGAGGGCUUGCUUCCAUCCGUAGAGACAUUGAAUUUGUCUUCGAACAUGUUUUCCGACUUGGCUGAGGUUGCUACAAUUGCUGGAAAAUUACCUCGAUUGAAGACACUUGUCUUAAGCUCAAACCGCUUUCAGUUUAUCCCUGAGAUGCUAUCCGGGCUCUUUGCUAUAGAAAUACUUUAUCUCGAUUCAACCCUUCUCACAUGGAAACAGAGCCUCAAGGUUGCUUCUCAGAUCAAAGCUCUUGUUGAGCUUUCUCUCUCCAAUUGUCGGAUUGGACAUUUCGGUUUAGACAAUGUUCCUACCCAUGAACCAUCUUUCGAAAACCUUUCUUUAAAUUCGAAUCUGAGCCCAUUCAACUUGUCAAGCAGCGUCCAGUUUAUCGUCAUGGUCCUGAAAUCAGUUCACCAGCUCAGCCUUGUGGGAAACCUGAUUGCCGAGGGCAGUGAGAUCGAUAAUCUGCGAGACUAUUUGCCUGGAUUAUCUUCCCUCUUUCUUGAUGGCAACCCUCUAUACGGCGCGCAAGAUGUGCGAAAGAACCGCCUGCUCGCAUUAGCUCGAUAUCCGACGUUGGUUCAUCUAGAUGGCAGCCAGGUCACACCUGCCGAGAGGACGGAGGCAGAUUUGUUCUACUGGUCAAUAGUCAAAAAAGAUCCAGCAGAUCACGAGCAAAGGAAGAAGUUACAUAAGAGAUAUGCGGAACUAUUAGCAAAAUUUGGGUUACCCGAACCUGAAUCAAACCAUACGCGUACAAGUGCACUCAAGGGCAAAAUGAUAAACCUUACGGUUGUCUGCGCAGGAUGUGUAUCGCUCGAUCGAGAACAUAACAUCGAGGUUUUGCCGAGUAUGACUGCCCGGGGAUUGAAGAUUUACCUGGCUAAGAUGAUUCGACGGAGCUCCCAUUCCGCAAAGAGUGUCUCUGAGAUUAUGGCGACUCUGGAGGUACAUGUGGCGGAUAAGGAUAAUGAGACAAGACAUGUAGUCGAUCUCUCGGAUCCUCAGAAAGACCUUGGAUGGCUUGGAAUUUCUGGUGGCGAUACCCUGGAGGUCUCUUUCUAA